GUUUGCUUUCACUUCACCUAAACCGGCCGACUCAAGUAUGCAAUCGGAAGUUACUCCGUCAAAACUGAAAUGGAAUCAGCCGAUGAAAUUAAAACCCUAGAAGACGACGGUAUCAAUUGGAGAACUCGAAUUCUCUAUCCUACUCUUCUUGGAGGGAUUGUUGGUGGAGGAAUUGGACGGACGGUUUAUGGCCGCGAACUGAUGUCUACGUAUGCUACGAAUCUUGCCAUAGUCACCGGUUGCUAUUGUGGUGCUCGAGAGUUUGUAAGAGUUAGCAGGCAUUCUGGGCCCGAUAAUCUAGUUGACUCAGCGAUUGCUGGAUUCGGCACUGGUGCUAUUCUUGGCAGAUUGCAAGGUGGUCCUGCUGGUGCGAUCCGUUACUCCAUUGGGAUCGCCGUCGUUGGAACUGGGGUCGAUUUUGCUGCUAUCAAAUUAAGGCCCGUUUUCAAAAACAUGUAUGAGUCAGUAGUAGUAGCUGGUGAUGAGAAGAAAAAGGGUGGGUUCAAGUGGCCCGAAUGGUUGCCCAUCCAGGUUCUUGAUGAGGAAGCUCAGGCUGCAAAGCGUGCACGAGAGGAAGCGUUGCGGGCUCGGAUCCGUGAUAUGACUAAAGAAGAGUCAUAGAUUUUGCAUUGCUGUAUUGUUCAGUGUUACCAUUACCUACUAAAGUAAAAGCAGAAUGCUUUGGGUGGUGAUUAUAGAUUUUAAUAAACCUUUGCUAUUGUAGUUGUAUACACUUGGCUAUGCAUUUGUUACCAUAUUGAAGCUUUGAAGGUAAAGGAUCAAUGCAUUAUUAUGACUUAAAAGAAGCAUCUGAGAUGCCUAAGAGAUUUUGUUUU
Helianthus annuus (common sunflower) is the source of this 836-nucleotide messenger RNA. RefSeq lists its product as uncharacterized. The coding region runs from base 70 to 621 and encodes 183 amino acids. The record is from RefSeq and is a predicted model, not a curated record. Gene Ontology annotation, molecular function: transmembrane protein transporter activity. Gene Ontology annotation, cellular component: TIM22 mitochondrial import inner membrane insertion complex. The transcript has 4 exons. NCBI's taxonomy places the organism in Eukaryota, Viridiplantae, Streptophyta, Magnoliopsida, Asterales, Asteraceae. Gene Ontology annotation, biological process: protein insertion into mitochondrial inner membrane.